UUUCUGUCAGUGGGUAGGAGACACCGUAGAGCCUCGGAGAGGGCGCUGGGGGAGUGAAACAUUUCUCCUCUUCCUUUCACAGGCGCGCGGGAAGCAGCCUACCCACCCCCAACCCUGUCGCUGCUCCCACCUUCCGCCGCCGCCGCCUUGAGGGAAGUCGGAGCGACGGGGGUCACGGCGGGGGUCAGAGGGUAAAGGUCUUGCUCCCAGCAGCCUCCGCGGUGGAUACGUCGCCAUCUUGGAUCCGCGGGACAAGAAAAUUCAUGCGAGGGAGAACUGGUGGGCGGUCCUUCCUGUGACACGACCCUUGAGUGACAGUUCUAUUUGAUUGCCUCCAGUACUGUGAGGAAAGGACACGACUCUAUGGUGAGGACUGAUGGACAUACAUUAUCUGAGAAAAGAAACUACCAGGUGACAAACAGCAUGUUUGGUGCUUCAAGAAAGAAGUUUGUAGAGGGGGUCGACAGUGACUACCAUGACGAAAACAUGUACUACAGCCAGUCUUCUAUGUUCCCCCAUCGGUCAGAAAAAGAUAUGCUGGCAUCACCAUCUACAUCAGGUCAGCUGUCUCAGUUUGGGGCAAGUUUAUACGGGCAACAAAGUGCACUAGGCCUUCCAAUGAGGGGAAUGAGCAACAAUACCCCUCAGUUAAAUCGCAGCUUAUCACAAGGCACUCAGUUACCGAGCCACGUCACGCCAACAACAGGGGUACCAACAAUGUCACUUCACACGCCUCCAUCUCCAAGCAGGGGUAUUUUGCCUAUGAAUCCUAGGAAUAUGAUGAACCACUCCCAGGUUGGUCAGGGCAUUGGAAUUCCUAGCAGGACAAAUAGCAUGAGCAGUUCAGGGUUAGGUAGCCCCAACAGAAGCUCGCCAAGCAUAAUAUGUAUGCCAAAGCAGCAACCUUCUCGACAGCCUUUUACUGUGAACAGUAUGUCUGGAUUUGGAAUGAACAGGAAUCAGGCAUUUGGAAUGAAUAACUCCUUAUCAAGUAACAUUUUUAAUGGAACAGAUGGAAGUGAAAAUGUGACAGGAUUGGACCUUUCAGAUUUUCCAGCAUUAGCAGACCGAAACAGAAGGGAAGGAAGUGGUAACCCAACUCCAUUAAUAAACCCCUUGGCUGGAAGAGCUCCAUAUGUUGGAAUGGUAACAAAACCAGCAAAUGAGCAAUCCCAGGACUUCUCAAUACACAACGAAGAUUUUCCAGCAUUACCUGGUUCCAGCUAUAAAGAUCCAACAUCAAGUAAUGAUGACAGUAAAUCUAAUUUGAAUACAUCUGGCAAGCCAACUUCAAGUACAGAUGGACCCAAAUUCCCUGGAGAUAAAAGCUCAACAACACAAAAUAAUAAUCAGCAGAAAAAAGGGAUCCAGGUGUUACCUGAUGGUCGGGUUACUAACAUUCCUCAAGGAAUGGUGACGGACCAAUUUGGAAUGAUUGGCCUGUUAACAUUUAUCAGGGCAGCAGAGACAGACCCAGGAAUGGUACAUCUUGCUUUAGGAAGUGACUUAACAACAUUAGGCCUCAAUCUGAACUCUCCUGAAAAUCUCUACCCCAAAUUUGCAUCACCCUGGGCAUCUUCACCCUGUCGACCUCAAGACAUAGACUUCCAUGUUCCAUCUGAGUACUUAACGAACAUUCACAUUAGGGAUAAGCUGGCUGCAAUAAAACUUGGUCGAUAUGGAGAAGACCUUCUCUUCUAUCUCUAUUACAUGAAUGGAGGAGACGUAUUACAACUUUUAGCUGCAGUAGAGCUUUUUAACCGUGAUUGGAGAUACCACAAAGAAGAAAGAGUAUGGAUUACCAGGGCACCAGGCAUGGAACCAACAAUGAAAACCAAUACAUACGAGAGGGGAACAUAUUACUUCUUUGACUGUCUUAACUGGAGGAAAGUAGCUAAGGAGUUCCAUCUGGAAUAUGACAAAUUAGAAGAACGGCCUCAUCUGCCAUCCACCUUCAACUACAACCCUGCUCAACAAGCCUUCUAAAAAGACUUCCCUUUUCUUGGGGUAUGGCUGUCUCAGCACAAUACUCAACAUAACUGCAGAACUGAUGUGGCUCAGGCACCCUGGUUUUAAUUCCUUGAGGAUCUGGCAAUUGGCUUACGCAAAGGGUCACCAUUUGAGGUCCUGCCUUACUAAUUAUGUGCUGCCCAACAACUAAAUUUGUAAUUUGUUUUUCUCUAGUUUGAGCAGGGUCUGAAUUUUUUCAUUUAUUUUCAUUUUUGCCAGCAGACAAAACAGACUUGGGUCUGUAAAGACAAGCAAGUAUACUGACAGAAGUUUACCAUUUAGUUUCUUAAAUGUAAAAAAGAAAACCCACAAAAGACUCAACAAAAUUAGACCACAAAAUUUGCUUUGUUCAUUGUAGCACUAUUGGUAAUAAAAUAACAAAUGUUUGUGCAUUUUUAUGUGAGGAUCCUUCUCGUAUUUCAUUUGGAAAGAUGAGCAAGGUCUGCUUCCUUCAUUUUACUUCCCCUUCUGUUUUUGAAAGGCAGUUUCGCCAAGCUUAACGCAAGAAUAUCUGACUGUUUAAAAGAAUGAUAUUGCCACAAUCUCUGGAUGGUCUCCAGGGUUGUGUUAUUACUGAGCUUCAUCUUUCCAGAAUGAGCAAAACACUGUCCAGUCUUUGUUACGAUUUUGUAAUAAAUGUGUACAUUUUUUUUAAAUUUUUGGACAUCACAUGAAUAAAGGUAUGUAUGUACGAAUGUGUAUAUAUUAUAUAUAUGACAUCUAUUUUGGAAAAUGUUUGCCCUGCUGUACCUCAUUUUUAGGAGGUGUGCAUGGAUGCAAUAUAUGAAAAUGGGACAUUCUGGAACUGCUGGUCAGGGGACUUUGUCGCCCUGUGCACUAAAGGGCCAGAUUUUCAGCAGCCAAGGACAUCCAUACCCAAGUGAAUGUGAUGGGACUUAAAGAAGUGAACUGAGACAAUUCACUCUGGCUGUUUGAACAGCAGCGUUUCAUAGGAAGAGAAAAAAAGAUCAAUCUUGUAUUUUCUGACCACAUAAAGGCUUCUUCUCUUUGUAAUAAAGUAGAAAAGCUCUCCUCACUGCAGUGUUGACUUUGAUUUGAAAUUGUGAAAUUAUUUCUUCAACAUGAAAAUUAGAGGGAAAACAAGUUUUACAAAUAUCAAACGGGAUGGUAUGACUGAAUUUAAAAUGUCUUUUGCAGCUUUCAACAAUUUAAUAGAAGUAUAGUGAACCAUUUUACGUGUAGAUUAAAAAUGUAGACAGAAGUAUUAAGGAUAGAAACUUUUAAAAAUGGAUUACGGCAGCAUCCACAACACUCUCCGGGCCCAAUUGGAACACUUUUUCUCUGUGAGGAAUUUCAUGAUAGACUUUUGAGAUCUAUCUUUAAGAAGUAAUGCACAAAUGAAGGUAAGACCAAAAGUGAGGUGGGGUAGACUUUACCUUCAGUUUGGUAGCCUGGAUGUUUCAUUUUUAUAGGUUGAUGAAUUCUUUGCUCAUCUAAAUAUAAAUACUGUAUUUAAAAAUAUCUGAAGACUGAAGCUACCAAAGCAGAACUAGAGAUAGGGAGUAGAAAAAAGCCAGUGAGUUUUUAAUUUUUUAAUUUUUAAUUUUUAACUAUUUUUCUAAAAGAGUGAAAGUUUGUUGACAUUCACCAAAUCAUGUUUGAAAAUUAAACAUUUACGACAUUUAUGUGUUUGUGUGUCAGGAAUAUAAAAUGACUUAAAAUUUACCUUUUCUAUGUAUUUUGAGAUAUUAGAAACUGUCAAAAAAUACCAGGAUUUUUUACCUUUCAGAAUUAAACCAAAGCAUCUCCUCAGUAGGAAAGAUGGCAGUUAGGUAAUUAUAGUUUUAACUUUUGUGCAAAAAAAAAAAAAAAAAGAAAAAACCA
This is a messenger RNA of Sciurus carolinensis (gray squirrel), 3855 nucleotides long. RefSeq names its product CCR4-NOT transcription complex subunit 2 (gene Cnot2). The transcript has 16 exons. Gene Ontology annotation, cellular component: P-body; CCR4-NOT core complex. The record is from RefSeq and is a predicted model, not a curated record. Bases 364 to 1986 code for a protein of 540 amino acids. Gene Ontology annotation, biological process: nuclear-transcribed mRNA poly(A) tail shortening; regulation of DNA-templated transcription; regulation of stem cell population maintenance. Lineage: Eukaryota; Metazoa; Chordata; Mammalia; Rodentia; Sciuridae.